AUGCUACUACUGGUAAAUGAUGCUAAUUUUGAUACCAGUAAUGAUUUGAAAGGAAAAUGGAUGAACAUGCGGUUGGUACCGUCCCACAAUUUAUAUUUUUGUUUUUCCUUAGCGUGUAUCUUAUUGACAUAUCACUUCACGUCAAUGUCUGGUCGUCAAGGAGGCAAAGCGAAACCCUUAAAAAAGCCUAAAAAGGGACAGAAGGAGCUCACUGAGGAGGACAUUGCAUUCAGGAAGAAACAACAGGAAGAAGCCAAGAAAUUGCAAGAAAUUCAGGCAAAAGCAGCUCAAAAGGGUCCGCUUGUUGGUGGUGGUAUCAAAAAAUCAGGCAAAAAAUAG
Messenger RNA from Brugia malayi, 339 nucleotides. RefSeq lists its product as uncharacterized. The transcript is spliced from 2 exons. Lineage: Eukaryota; Metazoa; Nematoda; Chromadorea; Rhabditida; Onchocercidae. Bases 1 to 339 code for a protein of 112 amino acids. The record is from RefSeq and is a predicted model, not a curated record.